This is a messenger RNA of Tremella mesenterica DSM 1558, 396 nucleotides long. RefSeq lists its product as uncharacterized. Lineage: Eukaryota; Fungi; Basidiomycota; Tremellomycetes; Tremellales; Tremellaceae. The record is from RefSeq and is a predicted model, not a curated record. The coding region runs from base 1 to 396 and encodes 131 amino acids. The transcript is spliced from 3 exons.
AUGCUUUCCACUCCCAAUAAAACACCUACCCGUCCCCUUCUUCAAUCUCAAUCCUCAGCAUCUAUCACCUCUGAGAAGGACAAGCUGCUGCGAAACAGUCCAGCUAUCAAUGAAACACCAAUCAAAAAGCCACUUUUAGACGUGACUGCCUCCCUUGAGAGUGAACGGUCGGAACCUACAGUUUCAAAUAUUGGAACACAUAAUUUAACAGGUGGGACGGUACUUGAAAGGCUACGGGAGAUUGAGGCGGCAGCGGGAAAGAGAAAACGGAAGAAAAAAGGGGGAGGAGAGGGAAGGAAGGAUAGCACGGAAGGGGGAAGUACUGCAGGGAUGUUAGAGGUACCGGAAGGUAACCAGGGGUCAAAUACUGUUCGCCUCAUUAUCUUACAGGUGUAG